AUGCCAGCACUAGACCGCCGGCCAAGUUGCAGCCGUGUACUCGCUGACGUGGAAAUGGCGGCGCUGGAGGGCAAACUGGCUCUUCUCGAGUCGCAGCGGCAGCUCAGCGCCGUCAAGUGUCGCAUCUUCGUCGACAUGAUGGAAUCAACUAUGCAGUGCGCCGAGGAGUCUACUAUCGAGAAAUACGCAGCGUAUUCUGAGAAGGACACCGAUUUGAGCUUUGAGGUGCCCGCAUACGAACCCUACAGUAAGAGGGACAACGGGUUGGCACGAACUCUAUCAUCAUCAGGCGCGAAGCAGCACGCGCCGUGCGAAAGAUUGCGCGCGACGAACACAGCUCGCAACAGUAAUAGCAGCACCGGCGGCGGCGGCGGUAGCAGUGGUGACGGGCGGAGGGCGUACGAGCCUUUCGCGCCGCCGAGAGUCGACAGCGCGUAUCGCCGGAGGUCCAUCGACGUGCCGUCGGUGUCAUCAGCAUCGGCGCGCUGCGCGUCGUGGCGGGUAGAUAUGAUCUUCUACACCCCCAGUGCAAGUGGCACCGGAAGCCCCGCCCGCCCUCUUUCCCGCCGCCGCAGCGGCUCUUUCCGCGCGCCUGGUCACCCCCGCGGGACUCCGGACGCCGCCUGCGCCGAGCCGCUGCCCCGCGAUGUGUCCGAAUUGCCUCGUGGCGGCGGCGAGACCCGACGCGCAGCUACUGCGGGGCGGCGAUCAUUUCAAACGACUCGGGAGCUGCGAUACGGGCAGGGGCACGAGGAUCGCUGCGCCGCAGAGCUGCGCGGCUCUUCCCGCUCAUCGUCCCCUGCUUCCGCAUCGUCCGCUUCCCCCUCCAGCCCCGAAGCUUCUGCCCGCCUGCGCUCUCCCUGGACCAAUGCCGCGGGUCCCUUCGACCAACUUCCGCCCGUUCCCGCUCCACCUGAUGUCCCGCUGUCCGCCCUAGAGCCAACCCAAAAUGGGCCGUGCGCCAAAGAAGAAACGAGCAAGUCGCGGGGAGGCUCCUGGCGCCGGCGCGCGCAACCGAAAGCGGAGCAGCGCGCGGAAAAAGCAGUCGAGGUGUCGACUGCGCAGGAAGGGAAGCCGUCAGCGCACCGCGACAGACGCCGAAUGAGUCUGGGAGGAUUCGCGAGCAGUCUGUUGGGUGAUUUGCGGUACAGAUAG
Messenger RNA from Closterium sp. Naga37s-1, 1155 nucleotides. Lineage: Eukaryota; Viridiplantae; Streptophyta; Zygnematophyceae; Desmidiales; Closteriaceae. The record is from the annotation of a GenBank genome assembly.